AUUCGAGUAUAUUUCACCUGUGGAAGUUCUUGGAAAGCAGGUGUUGUUAAAAUGAGCAAGUGUUUUCGAAUAUAACGAACGGAAUAAAAUUAAUUCGUUUCUAUCACAUGGUGAUAACAUUAAUCGAAGAAAUGUCGUCUAUGGACAAUCCGCAAAACCCCAAUGAGACUCCCAACUUGAUUGCUCCUCAAACGCCGGUUUUGAGUGUGGCAUGUCGCAUUUUAAGAUCCCCGAGCCAUGAGAGUGUCACCACUGAUCUUUCCCUAUUUUCUGUGAGUUCUGUUGAUUCAACUGGAGGCAGACGAUUGCUGAACUUUUCCAAAUGUGAUAGAGGCCACAGUCCUAAUCCGGACAGUAGAAGCCAAAGUAGACCGGCCGAUAUACCGGAAAUCCUUUGGUUUGAGGAGGAGACAGAGCUGAUACGUAGUUGUGCAGCCUUGUCCUCAGCUGUUGGCCUUCAAAAGAGCUUCAGCACCAGCGAUAUCAGUCAGCUACCGUCUCCUGAUGAAGGUCCAACUUUGCAAGGGCUUCGAAACGCUGUGUCUGACUUAGCUCUCAACUCGCUGCAACGAAGUGGAUUUUUAUUGGAGCAUGCCAGACUUGAUCACACAUCGAGAUCGUGUUCCACAUGGGUAGCAGUUGGUGAUAUUGCAUCAACUUCACAAUUACCGUCCCCUCAUGGAGGUCAAUCGUCCACUACCAAUGCCAACACUCAGCCUCUUGCCAGUACUCCUCCUCCUCCUGCUUUUACUCCGGCCGAUUUCAUCCGAUCAGUAAAUAAAAAAGUGCGCCAGAAUUAUAUAAGAAGACGAUUACUAACCACCUACAAAGCCUUGGAGAGACUGUCCCAAAGCGAAUUUAACUUGGACCGUCUUGAAGUAACUCCUUCGACAGCCCAAGCCAGUCUGGAUCCUUGUUCGCAAAACGUAAUCGUUCCCGGUCCCACAAGACUGACAGUGCCCGGUUCAAGUCCAACACCCAGCAAGAGUCCCACCACUUCGAGUAGCACCAAUGCGGCCAUGUUAAGAGCCGCUAAAUCCAGAGCCGGCAAGAACUUACCGUUGACUAUCAGAGAUGUGGAAAGGGAGCGAGGAAAGCCACUUUCCAAGUAUGAAAGGAACAUGAUGAUAUUCAACUGGUUGCACACUCUGGAUGACACCGCUUUCGUAGAAGGAGUCCAGUAGGUUGACUUUAAGGUAUGUGAAUUGCAAUUCACGUGCACUUUAACAUCAUGAUAUUUGUUAAUGCUGUAAUAGCUAUAGGUGUUGCUAUAAGUUGAUGAAUAAUUCUAACCAACCUCAAAUCAAUGGAGAUUAGCAGAA
Messenger RNA from Dendroctonus ponderosae (mountain pine beetle), 1322 nucleotides. RefSeq lists its product as uncharacterized. The record is from RefSeq and is a predicted model, not a curated record. Lineage: Eukaryota; Metazoa; Arthropoda; Insecta; Coleoptera; Curculionidae.